Paraphaeosphaeria sporulosa is the source of this 1820-nucleotide messenger RNA. RefSeq lists its product as uncharacterized. Gene Ontology annotation, cellular component: SCF ubiquitin ligase complex. The transcript has 2 exons. Bases 223 to 1761 code for a protein of 512 amino acids. Gene Ontology annotation, molecular function: protein binding. NCBI's taxonomy places the organism in Eukaryota, Fungi, Ascomycota, Dothideomycetes, Pleosporales, Didymosphaeriaceae. The record is from RefSeq and is a predicted model, not a curated record. Gene Ontology annotation, biological process: SCF-dependent proteasomal ubiquitin-dependent protein catabolic process.
AUGUCAUUGAUCUUGCUUGUGACUCUUACACUACUCAUGCACUUGUGGGUAAUUGUCCUCUUGUCCGCGACCACAGAUCAAUAGACUGGUCGUUUUCGUGGAUAUGUAUUUCUACUGGAGUAGCUCCAAACUUCAUUCCGUCCCGAAAUCCGACAUCGGACUAGCCGCUGAUACCCGCCACCCACGUCCCCGUACGUACCUAGGUAACACGCUACCGCUGCCAUGGAUUCCACCGAGCAAGAGCUCGAGGCCUUCCGCCAGAGAUGGCUGGAAGAAGUCAAGCGCAAGCAGCCGGCCGUUGCAGCGCCAGCUCCCGCAAAGACAACGCAGGCGUCGUCAAGCAAAGGCCCCAAGAACAAGGGCCCCGACGUGCCGUCCCAUGCGCGCCACCACGGUGAAGAGAUAGACGAGGCAGCGCCCCACGUGUACCAAGAUCUGGGCGAGAAGCAGCAUGGAAGGCGACUGGAUGAAACCAGCGCUCAAGCUGCUGCCGCUACCGCGAACAGUGCAGAACCACAGUCUGCAUUGGAGCACUACGAGAAAGCAGUAGAGAAAGAAAGCCAAGGCAGCUUGGGAGACAGCCUGAAUCUCUACCGGAAGGCUUUCAAGCUCGACGAUGGCGUCCAUGAGAAGUACAAGGCAAAGCAUUUCCCAGCCAAACCUCCUCAGCCCAAACCGAAACCUCAAGAUCCCAACCCGUCCGGCGCCCCUGUCACUGUGCCUAAUACUGCCCACCACUCCCUAGAUGGCCUCCAACCAACUCUCCAGUCCAUGCUCGAGGACUUCUCUAGCCUCUCCAUCCUAGGCGAAGAACCUCCGACCGACCUGUCUCCGCAGCCCCCUUGUCCCAUCGCUACGACCCCUGAAGAGAUUCUCGUCGAGAUCCUGGAGCACGUGGCCGUCCAGGACGUAGCAGCCUUCGCCCGCCUGGCCCAGGUCUGCAGGCGUCUUGCCUAUCUUGUUACCACGGAGGAGCGAGUCUGGAAACGGAUUUCCCUGGGGCAUGAAUUCGGGUUCGCAGCCAUGCACUACACCUGGUCCUGCCAGGUCGACGGCAACCCGCUCGGUGAUGACGAUGAAGGCGGCUACAUCCUCGGCCCCGACUUCGAAGAGCCUGUCGUAGCGACACCUCCACCUCAGAACAUAACGUCCCUCCUCGUCCCCUCAGCCUACCCCACCUACCGCACUCUCUUUCGCCGCCGGCCCCGGGUCAGAUUCAACGGAUGCUACAUUUCCACGGUGAACUAUACCCGCCCGGGCGCCGCAUCUCCCAUGACCCUAACCUGGAACUCACCCAUCCACAUCGUAACCUACUUUCGCUACCUCCGCUUCCUGCGCGACGGGACGUGCAUAUCCCUCCUGACCACCUCAGAACCCGCCGACGUGGUUCCCUACCUCUACGUAGAGCACAUGCACAAGAACCACCACAGUCUCCCUUCGGCCCCGAUGAAAGACGCGCUGCUUGGCCGGUGGAGGUUGACAGGCCCAGAAGUGCCCGGGGUGGAAGGUGUUGAGAAGGAGGGCACGCUGGAGAUUGAGACAGCAGGCGCGACGCCCAAGUACACGUAUAAGAUGUACCUUGGCGUAGGCAGCGCGGGACGUGCGACUAAAAACAAUAAACUUGUCUGGCAGGGCUAUUGGAGCUAUAAUCGGUUAACGGAUGACUGGGCUGAGUUUGGUUUGAAGAACGACAGGCCCUUUUAUUGGAGUAGAGUGAAGAGUUACGGGAUGAGCUGGGAAGAGAGCGGGAUGAAAGCAUGAGGCUAUAAAGGUCGUGGUCUAGUCGAGGACAAAUGAGAAAUGGGACUCAGGUCAUCGUC